Messenger RNA from Panicum hallii, 584 nucleotides. RefSeq names its product auxin-induced protein 15A-like. The record is from RefSeq and is a predicted model, not a curated record. The transcript has a single exon. The coding region runs from base 131 to 400 and encodes 89 amino acids. NCBI's taxonomy places the organism in Eukaryota, Viridiplantae, Streptophyta, Magnoliopsida, Poales, Poaceae. Gene Ontology annotation, biological process: response to auxin.
CACGCCUCAACACGACGACCUCUUCAGUCCAUUCACAGUGUUCGUCCUCUUCUCUGAGCUCGACCGGAUUCCAGUAACUGCCGGUGAGCACACGUACGUCGUGCAGCAGCAACCGGCAAGAGACAGCGAGAUGGGCGCCGGCGGCAAGCUGCAGCAGCUGAUGGCGCGGCUGCACCUGGCGAGGGGCGGCGUGCCGCGGGGGCACUUCGCGGUGUACGUGGGCGAGGCGCGGGCGCGGUUCGUGGUGCCGACGGCGAUCCUGAAGCAGCCGUCGUUCGUGGCGCUGCUGGAGAGCGCGGAGGAGGAGUUGGGGCUCGACCACCACUGCCACCCCGGCGGCCUCACCAUCCCGUGCUGCUCCGAGCGCGACUUCGCCACGCUCGUCCGCAGCCUCGGCUAAUAACCUAGGCCUGCUGACUACUACCAGCAGCUCGGUCGAUCAAUGCUCGCCGCCGCCGCCAUGGCCGCCCGCCAGGCCGGCGAUGAUCGAUCCGUUCGUCCCGCCGAUGAGCUCCGAUCCAUAGGCGCUCGUCGUCGCCGGGUCGUUCCGUAGCUCCAUGUGUACAUGUAGUGUUGACAGAUGU